AUGGUGUACUUGAGUAAUCCACAUGUGUACACUCCUAUACACGGUAUUAUUACUUUACUACAAUAUCAAAACAACUACCCCCAUGUUUCAUCUGGGGCUGGACCAUUAGCUUUCCAAGCAAGAAAUUUAUUAGGGAACAAGAUUCCCGACGUAUUUGUCCAUUAUUCUACAGCCAUUCAAUUCAAUUUGUUUGGUAGUUAUGCUCAACAUUAUGAUAUUGCACCAUCGAUAGCAUUUACAGUUCUAUACUCUAUUGUCACUGUUUUGUACAUUUUGCUUUUCAGUUUCAACUAUUCACGAGGGCAUUACUUUUGGCCAGGGAUUGGGUUUAUAAUUUAUGGUAUUUUCCGCGUAUUGGGAUUUGCAAUAAGAAUACAAUGGGUGCGUGAUCUUAGUAUCACUGGUGUUGGAGUUGCCAGUGAGGUGUUUUUGAUUUUACCACAGGUUUUGUUAACCAGUUUCAAUUUGAUUUUGGCACAACGAAUAUUCACAUGGAGACAUCCGGUUGGUGGAUCAAGAAAAUUGUUUUGGGGAUUCAUGCUUGCUUUGUAUGCUGUUGUUGCUGGGGUUAUUGCCAUGACAAUUGUUGCCGCCGCGGGAAUACAAGUCUACCUUUUGGGUGGGCCCAAUUACUAUAGGUACGUGAAGGUGGUACAAGCUUCAUCAAUCUUGAUCAUUCUUUAUUCAUUGACCUCCAUCUCUUUGAUUGGAUUGGCAUUCUUCUUCAAGCCAACCAGGAAAGAUGAGAAUUUGUAUACAUAUCAGCCAUGGUGGAUCAAAUCGUUUAGCCCACUUUAUUUCGUCAAAAAAGGUGAGCCACAAGAAGCAGGAGCGAGUUUCUUGAAAAGAAACCACAACCAUCGUUAUGCUAUUCGAGUUAUUGCUGCUACACAUCAUCAUUAUAGAACAGUUAAAGGUUUGAGUAACGAACGUGGUGAUUUAACGCACAAUGUAUCCAUGAUGAUCCUUGCCGUAACCACUUUGAUUAUUUUCCUAUCAUCGGUGUUAAGAGCCGUGUCAUGCUUUCAAGCACGCUUGGUAUACGAUGCCUCGCCCGUUGGCUCACCAGCAAUGAUGUAUGUGUUUUGGGGAGGCUUGGAGUUACUUGUUAAUGUAUUGUACUUGGUUGGAAGAGUAGAUUUGAGAUUCUACAGGCCAGACAGAUUACCCAAAUCGGUAAGGGAAAUUGUCACUGCUGAACAAUCAUUGUAUCCUUCAGAGAUCGAAAGCGAUGUGGAGGCAAAUUCAAUUGGAGAAGCUAGAGAAAAAUCUUCUGACGAGUCAUCAAGUUUUGAUAAUGAGGGAUCCGAGGAUGAAUUGAAUGAUUUCGAUUUUGGAAGCACCAAACGAAAUUCUCCAGGAUAUGAUGAUGACGAUGAUGAUUCUGAAGGGUUUGACUUUACUGGAAAUCACAAAUCAAAAAGUCAUAGUUUUAGGACCGUUGCACACCACGAAAAGCUGGAUGCCGAUUCCGAAUUCCGUUUCUAA
Messenger RNA from Lodderomyces parapsilosis, 1488 nucleotides. Its product is annotated as DUF3112 domain-containing protein. The coding region runs from base 1 to 1488 and encodes 495 amino acids. NCBI's taxonomy places the organism in Eukaryota, Fungi, Ascomycota, Pichiomycetes, Serinales, Debaryomycetaceae. The transcript has a single exon. The record is from RefSeq and is a predicted model, not a curated record.